GAAGCCGCGGGCGGAAAGCUAGUAUAUUCAUAAAUUCUUAAAAUUAUAUGAUUCGUGAUAAAUUAACGUAUAAAACUAAGUUCCAAGGAUCCAUCUAUCGUUAUCAGAGGCUCAUCAUAAUAUUAUGUAACUUUUAAAUAAGUAAUAACUUUAUUAGGUACUCGUACCUUAAGAGUUUAAGAUGUGUGCAUCGUUUUUAAAAUGUAAAUUUUUAAUAAACUAUAUUUUUACUAUAAUACGCACGCUUCUAUAAUUAGUUAAUCAAUGUUAAAAAAAAAAUUAGACCACAUACUUACCAAACUUUAAUACCUAGAUUAUACGGUUUACAAUGUUUUACUUAUUACUUUUUAAUAUACGAGUUAAGAUAAAGAAAAGUAAGUAAAUGAUAACAAAAUAGUAUCGUAUUUUUCUUGUUGAACUCUACGGCUGUUUAAAAAAAAUAAUUAAUUGAGUGACCCAGAAGCCUUGUUAUAAAUCGAACUGCAUCCAAACCGGUACUAACGGUAUUUCGAUCAGUUCAUUAUAUCGGAAAUAAAACCCGAUAUAAACGAUAUAUUUUAUCAGAUUGGAUUGGAGAUGUUUAAAAAAACAACGACAGUGUGGUAGACAUUGUGCCCUUAGCGAUAAUGGUAUGAAGAUUCCUUCCUUAUUUAUUUAUUAAUGUGAAAGAUAAUAAGGAUAGAUGAAUGGCUGAAUCUUAGGAUGGAGGUAGAUAAAUUACAAUUUUUCCAUACGAUUAAACAUAACACCAAACAUAAAAAACAUAAAAACCAUACAAACUUUCGCAUUUAUAAUAUUAGUAGGAUUAUAUUCUUUCAUUAAAGUAACAAUGACAGGAGACCAAUAAGAACAAUGUGACAAAGCGUUAAUAAGCUUCAUACUAACAGGAAGACAAAAAUAACACCUCAUCAAUACACAAAUUCCAACGACAGAGAUAAAUUAUUCAACUAUCAAUAAAUUGUGACAUGUAGGUAAUAAAUAAAGAAUUUGGAUUUAUGCGUCUAAAGUUCAACUAAAUGUACUACCUAUCUUCAUCCUCGAUAAAUACAACCUAAACAACGUUUUGCGGUCAUAACGUCUAAUUGAAAGGAGAGGGCUAAAACUCUUCCAUCGAGGUUGUGAAGCUCCAUUGCCCUGGUACUGGCCGCACGCGGCAGUCGCCUGUGCGGUAAAAAAGAAAAAGUUUAAAAAGUUAAGGAAAAAACGCGCGAAACAGCAAAUAGUUUUUAGUCAAAACAAUGGAGAAAUUCCAAGUGGUUUUUGUAUUUUUUGCCGCUGUGAUAGCGUCGAGCAGCUCAAACACAAGUGUAUUUGGAGGCAGAUGUUCGAAAAGGGACCCAAAUGUUGAUGCAUGCUUGCUGCAGAGUUUCAACUCUCUUCUGGAGUACUUGAAGGGAGGUGCGCCGGAGUUUGACAUCGAAGAGUCAGAGCCAAUAGUAAUCGAUGAGCUGUCAAUCGCGCUAGGCGGAGGGCCUGAUGGCUACCGCGCCACGUUCAAGGACAUCCAUGCGACUGGUGCUUCUAACAUGACCAUCACUAAUGUCAGGUCAGAUCUCGAAACGCACCAGUUCCAGCUGACGUUGUUCGGGCCGCACAUAAGCGCGCGCGCACGCUACCGCUCCUCCGGCGUCUUGCUUCUCGUGCGAGCCUCUGGCGGUGGCGACUACUGGGGAGAAUAUGACGGCGUAAAGGCGAAAGUGUAUUUCCGUGGUACGCCGUACUCGCGUGAUGGCCGCACGUACCUGAAGCUUCAGCAGCUCAAACUGGACUUCAGCGUACGAGACAUCCAGAUGGGCGUCGAGAACUUGCACAACAGCAACGCAGUUCUGCAGGCAGCCCUAAACCUGUUCAUCAACACGAACGCGCAAGAACUCCUCAAGGAGAUGAAGCCGGAGCUCAAGCGGGACCUCGCCGACAAGAUGUCGCGCUUCCUCGAGCGGAUCCUCGACCACAUCCCUUACGACGACUGGAUAGUCGACUAGAACUAUAUCCAACAAGCGUAGUCUAAGAAAGAACAAACUUCAAGGGUUAGAGCCCUCGCCCACGGCGACUUUUUAGGAUCGCUACUAACGCGCGUUAGUCGCAUGCAACGUACUACAGAAGUGAUGCCAACGCGCUACUAACGCGCUACAGCAGCGCGACUGCCUCGCUACAAAAAGUCGCCGUGGGCGAGGGCCCUUAGUUACAUGCGAGUUAGUCGAGUGGCGAGUAAUUUAAAAAACACAUAAAAACUCAUUUUAUUAUUGCAAGUAGGCUCAUAAGAAGCACUUUUACACGUCCCAGUAUUAACCGUCCACUGCUUAGGGACAAUAAAUGGGCUAGUGCUGAGAAGAAGCAGCGCAAGAAACUCAGUCACUAUUGCUUAGUAGCUAAACGUGUCCUAACACCAAAAAUUUUGUCGAAUACAUUUUACUAAAUCGUAAAUUCAAGCCAAUCCAUUUGGUUUAUUUUGAUGUUUUGGUCAAAAGCGAGUAGUUUAGUUACCUACUAAAAACAAGUUACUCGGCUAAAUGAUUCGAUUGAUCCAAACAAGGCUCAAGUGUUGAAGAAACUGAAAUAGAACUUAAAUUCUGCGACAACAUGGAUCUGAAUAAUAGAGUAGUGUAACUCAAAAUACUUCUAUUUACAGAAACAGCAAGUAGGUACCUAUAGUUCUCUAAGAUUCUGAUAAUCGCAAUAAUUCGAUUUUGGAUUAUUUUGAGUUGUGCUACUGUUUGUCUGAGUGUCCGAUAUAAUUAUUUGCUUAUUAUUAGUGAAGAAGGACAAAGAUUUCUACGAAAUCAGCAAGACUAUGUAUACUAUUCUAUUUUACUAGUACCUAUGCAAAUUUUUAGUGUUCAUAUCACACAUCAAUGAUGAGCAAUAAACCAAUCUUUUCAUAAUACGUAAUGUUAAAAUCUGAUUUUCUAGCUGUUGCAAAGUUACUGAUAGAUCUAAUUUAAAUGUUGUAACUAAACUGUAAUAACUAAGGUACGAGUACUUACGAGCAAGUAUGUCUUAUUUUUUUACUUCCAAAAGUAGUAAGUAGCAAUUAAGUUAUUUAUUUAGACAAACUUAGUUUUAAGAUUGACAGAACAUUGACCGACUUGGUUCUUUCAUGACCAGGGUAAGGCAAUGUACCUACGUACACUAACUAGGUUAAAAUUUUGUAAUGGUAAGACACUAGAAAAUAUGUAAUAAAUAAAAAUUUCUACAUA
Molecule: messenger RNA, 3197 nt
Organism: Ostrinia nubilalis (European corn borer)
Lineage: Eukaryota; Metazoa; Arthropoda; Insecta; Lepidoptera; Crambidae
Product: protein takeout
Exons: 6
Coding region: 1239-1982 (247 amino acids)
Source: RefSeq, a predicted model, not a curated record